AUGUGGAUUAUUGUAAGUAAUACGAAAGGUGAACCACCAACAUGUGGUUGUAAGCAUGGCGAUAAGCCACCACCACCACGUGUUAUGGUUGAUGAAUGGAUUGAUUUAUGGCCGCAGCUUAUUUUGGUUGGAAUAAAAACCCAUUCAUUGCAAAUCUUCAUAGAGCUACCGGAUUUUGUUCGUGGCUAUGACUACGACUGGAAGUUAUUCUCGCUUUGUGCAUUAUUCGGUGAGAAAGAAUGGUUCUCAGUACAUGUUGAUCGUAAAGAUAUUAUAUCACCGUGUGCUGAUAUCCGUAACAAGAAAGCAUCGGCAGCUUUUGGAGGGAAGGAGCAUAUCAUGGGACCAUCGGUACAAAAGCAAAUGGUACUCUGCCCCAAAGACCUGGCAACAAAUUUGAUUAAUUGCAAGCGUCCUCCCUUGAAUGAAUGGUCAUUCGUAACCAACCUCUAA
Messenger RNA from Brugia pahangi, 453 nucleotides. The record is from the annotation of a GenBank genome assembly. NCBI's taxonomy places the organism in Eukaryota, Metazoa, Nematoda, Chromadorea, Rhabditida, Onchocercidae.